Ornithodoros turicata is the source of this 1174-nucleotide messenger RNA. It is a transcript of the gene aph-1, whose product is annotated as gamma-secretase subunit Aph-1-like. The record is from RefSeq and is a predicted model, not a curated record. Gene Ontology annotation, biological process: Notch signaling pathway; protein processing; positive regulation of catalytic activity. NCBI's taxonomy places the organism in Eukaryota, Metazoa, Arthropoda, Arachnida, Ixodida, Argasidae. Gene Ontology annotation, molecular function: protein-macromolecule adaptor activity. Bases 127 to 909 code for a protein of 260 amino acids. Gene Ontology annotation, cellular component: endoplasmic reticulum; gamma-secretase complex; membrane. The transcript has 6 exons.
AUCCAAUCCAAGAGCGGGGAACGCGCGCUUCAGGCCUAUUUUUCAGCCAAGCCGCUGUAAACAGAAGUACAGAUAGUCCUUCACUGACUUUUACGAAGAAAUAGCUUAAGCCUGUAACUUACAAAAAUGACAUUAAUGGAGUUUUUUGGCUGUACUUUAAUAGCGUUUGGCCCUGCCUUAUCGAUGUUCGCAAUUACAGUUGCAAGGGAUCCUAUACGCAUCAUACUAUUGAUAACGUCAGCAUUUUUCUGGCUAGUAGCCUUAUUACUAUCUUCGAUACUAUGGUUCGCUGUGGUACCACUUCGGAAACAGCUAGCGUUCGGUGUCGUUUUCUCCGUUUUCUUCCAAGAGGGUUUCAGAUAUCUCUUUUACAAGAUCCUACGAAAAGCAGAGAUUGGUCUAAAGAGAGUGACAGAAAUUGGUGCAGAUGGGAUGGCAGUUUCUAGUUCAAGGACGACACUCUCUUACGUUGCGGGACUUGGCUUCGGAGUUAUGAGUGGAGUAUUCUCUCUGCUGAACGUGCUGGCGGAUGCAGUCGGGCCAGGGACCGUUGGGCUUCACGACGGCCCUCACGACUUCUUUCUGGUGUCAGCUUUGACAACCCUGGCAUUCGUUCUGCUCCACACUUGCUGGGGAGUGGUCAUGUUCCACGCGCUCGACCACGGACGGAUCGCUCUGGCUGGAUUAGUGGUUGUACUUCAUAUGGGUGCAUCUUGUCUGACACUGCUGAACCCUCACGGACUGCAAUUGGCCUCUCUACUGCCCAUCUACAUAAUCCUGUUGGUGUCCGGAGCACUCGCUUUUCACGCCGCGGGCGGACGCCUGCGGAACAUCUGCGACCUGGUGAGGCGGAAGACAGUCGGAACCCCCGCCUCACCCGCAUCUCCUGCCCCUCAACCGCCAUCGUAAGGCAAGUGGUGCUCGUGCACUUCUUCGCUGUGGACCGUCAGAAACUUUUGUGCUGGCACUUUUUCGGUGACAUUGGUGCGCAUAUCGUCAAGUCGGGACUUGUCGUUUUCAUGAUCCGCAAGCCGUAUGUGUGGUUGGCGGUGGUUUUGUACUUAUUUAUUUGGAGAGUGCAAGCGGGGACUCGUUUGAUUAAUGGAAAUGCGUGAAUAGUAUUUCUUUUUCCUAUCAGCCGCAAGUAAUAAAAUAUGUCACCCUAGCAGUGAUA